Molecule: messenger RNA, 3913 nt
Organism: Spea bombifrons (plains spadefoot toad)
Lineage: Eukaryota; Metazoa; Chordata; Amphibia; Anura; Pelobatidae
Gene: ASAP2
Product: ArfGAP with SH3 domain, ankyrin repeat and PH domain 2
Exons: 28
Coding region: 333-3404 (1023 amino acids)
Biological process (GO): positive regulation of GTPase activity
Cellular component (GO): cytoplasm
Molecular function (GO): GTPase activator activity; protein binding
Source: RefSeq, a predicted model, not a curated record
GAGGCGCACUCUGGAGCCACUGCCCUGCUCUCUGGAUCUCGGACUCAUGGAGCGGCGGCCGCUGCUGGGGGUGCAGUCCGGGCACGUUUGAUCUCUGCUGUCACCUGCCGCACACUUUGUGUGUAUUGUGUUGUUUGUGUCCCAGCGGCGCCGUCCGGCAUUGUGAUUCUCUGCCUUUGUUGGGAGGAUAUUGCACCGGGAGCGCAUGGUGCCGUGGCUGCUCCCUUGAGUUGUGUGUGUACUGGGUGUCACUGUCUAGCGGUGUCUUUAGUGUUGUGUUGUGUAGUGUGUGUGCACCGUGCGCUGCUCCUGGUCACUAAUCACCCGUCACCAUGCCGGAUCUCAUCAGCGUGUCGGAAUUUGUGGCUGAGACUAAUGAGGAUUACAAGUCUCCUACUGCCUCCAACUUCACCACCAAGCUGACCCAGUGCAGGAACACAGUCACAGCCAUAGAGGAGGCUCUUGAUGUCGAUCGAACCAUCCUAUACAAAAUGAAGAAGUCUGUGAAAGCCAUUAACACGUCGGGCCUGGCCCACGUGGAAAAUGAAGAGCAAUACACCCAAGCACUGGAAAAAUUUGGGGGCAAUUGCGUCUGUAGAGAUGACCCUGACUUGGGGACGGCCUUCCUGAAGUUCUCCGUCUUUACGAAGGAACUGACAGCACUUUUCAAGAACCUGGUUCAGAAUAUGAAUAACAUUAUAACAUUCCCACUGGACAGUUUGUUGAAAGGAGACCUUAAGGGAGUUAAAGGGGACUUGAAAAAGCCUUUUGACAAAGCGUGGAAAGACUAUGAAACCAAAGUGACCAAAAUAGAGAAAGAAAAAAAGGAGCAUGCAAAGCUACACGGGAUGAUCCGAACCGAGAUCAGCGGCGCUGAAAUCGCUGAGGAAAUGGAAAAAGAAAGACGCUUCUUCCAGCUACAGAUGUGUGAGUAUCUGCUGAAAGUCAACGAAAUAAAGAUAAAGAAAGGAGUGGAUCUGCUGCAAAAUCUGAUUAAGUACUUCCACGCGCAAUGCAACUUUUUCCAAGAUGGACUCAAAGCUGUUGAAAGCCUGAAACCGUCCAUUGAAAAACUUUCGACAGAUCUCCACACGAUCAAACAGGUCCAAGACGAAGAAAGAAAACAGCUGAGCCAGCUUAGAGAUAUCCUAAAAACUGCACUGCAAGUGGAGCAAAAGGAGGAUUCUCAGAUCCGCCAGAGCACGGCCUACAGCUUACACCAACCGCAAGGGAACAAGGAGCACGGCACGGAGAGAAACGGCUUCCUCUACAAGAAGAGCGACGGGUUAAGAAAAGUUUGGCAGAAGAGGAAAUGCUCGGUGAAGAAUGGAUAUCUCACCAUAUCCCAUGGCACAGCCAAUAUCCCUCCCGCAAAGCUAAACCUGCUGACCUGCCAAGUGAAAACUAACCCGGAGGAGAAAAAGAAUUUCGAUCUCAUCUCUCAUGAUCGGACGUAUCACUUCCAGGCGGAGGACGAGCAGGAAUGCCAAAUAUGGAUGUCGGUGCUCCAGAACAGCAAAGAAGAAGCCCUGAACAAUGCGUUCAAAGGAGACCACAAUACAGGCGAGAACAACAUCGUGCAAGAACUCACCAAGGAAAUCAUAUCGGAUAUCCAGAGAAUGCCGGGGAACGACGUGUGCUGCGACUGCGGAGCUCCAGAUCCCACUUGGCUUUCCACAAACUUGGGUAUAUUGACAUGUAUUGAGUGCUCGGGGAUUCACCGGGAGCUGGGUGUGCACUACUCGAGAAUACAGUCACUCACACUGGACGUCUUGGGGACUUCUGAGCUCUUGCUUGCCAAGAAUAUCGGGAAUUCUGGAUUUAACGAGGUAAUGGAGUUUUCUCUGCCUGUCGAUGAAGCCGUGAAGCCAUCUCACAGCAGCGAUAUGAAUGCCAGGAAAGACUACAUUACGGCGAAAUACAUCGAGCGGAGGUACGCGAGGAAAAAAUACGUCGAUAACACGUCAAAGCUGCACAGCCUCUGUGAAGCGGUGAAAAUGAGAGACAUAUUUGCACUGAUACAGCUGCACGCGGAUGGUGUGGAUCUUACCGAGACCAUUCCUCUGGCUAACGGACAUGAACAAGGAGAAACGGCCCUCCACCUCGCAGUCAGAUCCGUUGACCGCACUUCUCUGCACAUAGUGGAUUUUCUGGUACAGAAUAGUGGGAAUUUAGACAAACAGACUGUGAAAGGCAGCACAGCGCUCCACUACUGCUGCCUAACGGACAACGCCGAGUGCCUUAAACUCCUGCUCAGGGGCAAAGCCUCCAUAGAAAUCGCCAACGAAGCAGGAGAGACUUCACUGGAUAUAGCCAAGAGACUGAAACAUACGCAGUGCGAAGACCUGCUGAUGCAGGCGCUGACCGGCAGAUUUAAUUCCCACGUUCACGUUGAGUAUGAGUGGAGGCUCCACAACAUGGAUCUGGAUGAAAGCGAUGACGACGUGGAUGAAAAGACACAGCAGCCUAGUCCGAAUCGCAAGGAGGACAGAGACAGACCUCUUAGCUUUUACCAAUUAGGAAACCCGAUGCAGCCCAGCAUGGCCUGUCUAGCCAGAGAUGUGGCCAAUGUUGCGAAGGACAAGCAGAAGUUCCUGCCAAGUAUGCUGCAGAACGAGACCUACGGAGCCGUGCUCAGUAACUGCAGUAUCACGGUGAACGCAGCGGCAACCGGCAACGCACCGCCUUUACCUCCAAGGAACAUCGGCAAAGUCCAUUCGACUAUUUUUGGCAGUAGUGUACACACAUCUUCCAAUACCCAGGCCUGGAAACCUAACACAGUGGGACUUGAAAGUGGCAACAGACAAAGGUCCUCAUCGGAUCCGCCAGCUAUUCAGCCCCCUGUGCCACCGAUGCGUUUAACUUCCACUGCCACAAAUCCCCCCCCAGUGCCGGUUGGGAAGACGGCGAGCGUUCUGGAAGCCCUGAGCCAGCACUCCAAACAGAGCUCUGCGCCCCCCAUCUCGCAGAACAAGCCCGUGCCUCCCCCGGUCCCACCUCAGCCGCCAAACCGCCUCACGCCGAAAAAGCCAGCGCCCGGAAUGGAGAAACCAUCUGUCUUAAGCAAAGGCCAGCCUGUUCCUCCAGCAGCUCCGCAGCCUCCAGUAGAGCCGUCUUCUGACGCGCCACCUUCCCUGCCGGCACCUAAACCCAGUGCAGGAGGUCCCAUGCAGGCGCCAGCACCCAUGCCUCGCAAAUCACAGCUGGCAAAAAUUAAGCCAAAAAGGGUGAAGGCGAUAUACAACUGUUCAGCCGACAACCCGGAUGAAUUAACGUUUUAUGAGGGUGAAAUUAUCGUGGUGGAUGGAGAAGAGGACCAGGAGUGGUGGAUCGGACACGUCGAAGGAGAACCGGCCCGGAGGGGGGCAUUUCCGGUAUCUUUUGUGCACUUUUUUACGGAAUAACCGGUAAACAUUACGACAAAACGAUUGAAACGUGCUUUUUUCUGCGUGGGAUUCGAGCCAAGCAGACGGCGUCUGCAGAAAUCUGAACUGGAGACUCCGGGGCCGCUAUCGCACGCCCUGCCUGCAGCCACUCCUUCCGCUACGACCGAAAAGAAAUCGUAACGUUUUGUUUGGACGCUGGUGUAUUCCUUGUAUAUUUAUUUUUCCUUAAAGGAAGUUUCCUACAAAUCGGAUGUAGAUAUUCAUGUUGGACACUAGAGAUCGCCACAGUCUUCUAAGGAUCUUUUGUACCCUGCCGGCUUUCUAUGAUCAAUGGUUUAUUCAUGGCGUCCUGUGCUAUGUUGGUGCAUUGCAGGGCGAUGUACUAAACACUCACCUGCAGCUAAUGGGUUAAAUGUCUUUCGGGAAUAUAUUUUUUUGUCUUUCUGGUUAGUAAAUUAACGCUACUUUUUUUUAUAUAGAACUAAUCAUUUCACUCCUGUGAUCUAAUAAAUAACCAGAUGAAUCAA